This is a messenger RNA of Heterobasidion irregulare TC 32-1, 1530 nucleotides long. RefSeq lists its product as uncharacterized. The transcript has 4 exons. Bases 1 to 1530 code for a protein of 509 amino acids. NCBI's taxonomy places the organism in Eukaryota, Fungi, Basidiomycota, Agaricomycetes, Russulales, Bondarzewiaceae. The record is from RefSeq and is a predicted model, not a curated record.
AUGUCCUCCAUUGUCCCUGUCCUCAAAACCAAACUCGGGGAGUACAUGCUCGCCCUUCCCGACGGCGCCGCCGAAUACGAAGAUUACGAGGCCUGGGCGCAGGGGUUCGCCAAACGAGUGGCUGUAUUCAAUCGUUCGGCGCGUGGGCAGGACAUGCCCGAACUCGCAGCCUGGGUCGCCGAGGCUGAGAGAGGCCUCGAUCAUAUUGCCACUGACGACUGGCUUGCCUGGGGUUCGCGCAUCUUGCCGCAGCGUGCGGCGCGCUUUGCAGUGCAGCAACAAGCGGCCGAAGAACAGGCCCUGGCAGAGGAGGCUGCGCGGGUUGAAGUCGCCGAACGUGAGGCUGAGGAAGCCGAGGCGAUGCGGGCUGCCGCUGCCUGUCGGUUGGCCGAAGAAGAUCGUCAGCGGCGUCGAGAGGCCUUGGUGGAGGCGAUGUUCAGUGGGUCGAUCGAACCGGAAGAAGGGGACCGUCAAAUGGCCAUCCUAGAAGCAGAGUCCGUCAUACCCCUCCCCCUCUUUCUUCGCUCGCCCUCUCCUUCCGCCUCCGUCGCCGAAGCUUCCCAUCCCGCUCCUUCUUUCGCCAACUCGCCCUCUCGUCCGGGAUCUAUUAUCGCCGAUCCUGCACUCGCCUCCGCAACCGCCGCUAUGAGCCGCAUGGGCGUGGAUCCGGUCGCCUCCGCCACCCCGACCGACGCGAAGGGCAGGAAAUCGGCCGCUGCCGUUGUCGUAGAGUUCGCGCGCCAACGGACGCCGACUGCUGGACGGGUCGUGCUUCCUCUGGGUCCUGGCACAGGCCAAAUGUCGACGGUUCGUCCCCCGGUGGAAAGGAACGGCGCUGGGAAGGUCCUCGAGAACCCUCCUGGACUGCUUCCUGGUGAUGUUUUGGCCGAGUGUGCCUGUUAUCGGUGCACCGAAGAUUUCGCCACUAGGGCGUUUCGCUGCUACACGAGAUCUGGCCAGAUCUCAUGCAUCAAGUGUGCCGACGAACGAAAGGGGUGCAGUUUUCAGCCCUGGUGGACGCCGAAGGAGAAGGGGAAGUCGAAGGGGAAGGGGAAGUCGACUGUUCCAGCAGCGGAGAAGUCGGAAGAGAAGGAGCCAUCUCGCCCUCUAAAGCGGCGCAAGGUGGAGGUACUCGUCCCAGAGCGUUCGGUCGGGGAGAGUAUCGCACAGACGAAAGCCGUUCGCAACAGGAAGCCGGUCAAGCGGCUCCCGACCACAACAAAGGUCAUUCCUGCUUCCUCUCGUCCUUCUCGUCCUCGUUCGGCCGCUGUCCCCGUCCAGCCCGACUCUUCUCGUCUGUCGCUGGUCGUCGCCCAGGGUAUUGCGUCCGAACUUUGGUACCGGAUUGCUGUGGCCGAGGGGUCGUGCGCCUCGCUGGCGCAUUCAAUCGCAAUGUGGCAGGAUGAGUUGGCGGCGCUCGAGGCCCGGGUGGGUCCAUCGGCAUCUUCGGACGUUGUCCUGGUUGGGGAUUCGUCAGAGGAGAGCGAUUCCGGAAUGUCGGUGUCCAGUGAUUUUGUACCUGCUGAAUGA